Molecule: messenger RNA, 384 nt
Organism: Medioppia subpectinata
Lineage: Eukaryota; Metazoa; Arthropoda; Arachnida; Sarcoptiformes; Oppiidae
Source: the annotation of a GenBank genome assembly
AUCAUGCAAAAGGGCUGCGCCUGUAGUUUCCUCUUCGGCGUCGAUACUAUACCUGAGCUGAAGAAACAAAUCGAAGACUCGUUGAACAGGAGUCCCUUCUGGUGUCUUCUGGACAUCGUUCCGAUCACUAAUGAGAAGCACGAAGUCGUUCUCUUUCUCGCCUCCCAUAAAGACAUCACACGAACCAAAAUGGCUGAAAUGGAGAAUCAGGUGAAAUACGAUUACGACACCGACGAACCAAUGGAGCCGACGAGUCCUUCCGAAGAGGACGGAUGCCUUCCGCCCAACAAUUAUCAGCGCCGCCGAAGUCGAGCCGUUCUCUACCAACUGUCCGGACACUACAGACGCAGUGUUACCGUUAAGUCAAAGCUUAAACUCAAUAAU